UUACACUCUUUAGCAGAUAAUCUGUUAGUAGUGGACAGUAGUGAGGUAGGGGCGGGCACUCCUGUAACACAGAACCUCACGUGCAACAACGGAAGACGAUAGUAGCAGACGACACGCUGAACCAUCACGAUCAUAGCAGACGACAGUAUCUCGGUCUACAUAUAUAAACAUUGCAUCAUAUAAGUGUAACUUUUAAGCGAGAGACAGAACUUCUUCGACUCUCCAAGAUGAAUCCAUAUGCAUUCCGUGGUUGGCAUUUGCCUACAGCUUACAGUGAAUCUUCAAAUUGUGAUCGAAACUAUUCGGUGUAUCCGGCAUCAUGGACUUCGAGUUAUUUCGGCUCGCCGGCAGCGGUGUACCCUUUCCAGCCAGAAAAUACGAAACAGACAAAUAAUAAUGAUUGGAAACUUCAAAAUGUUUGUUCUUCCCCACAAGACUCUACAAAUAACGCACAAUCUAUCGUCAGAGACUCGAAUUCUUUGAAACAAGGUUAUGAAGGACUACUUUAUAAAUCCAAUUCCUGUCGGGGAGAGAUGGAAUUGGGCAACCGGGAAGAAUGUUCGCGAAAUUGUUGUGCCAUCUCAUGCACGUGCAAUAAUAACCAGCAGCGUCUAAAUGUUAUAGAUAAUACCUGGAGAAGUUCGGAAGUUCCGGGAACUCUGGAUUUCAAUAAAACACCCAGCGUCUCACCAUAUCAGAGUUUUUACCAAAGAGAUAUGCAACAAUCUAUCCAUUUACCAUCAACAUCAAUAGCACCGACUACUGUUACAUUACGCAAGAGAAGAAGACCUUAUUCGAAAUUUCAAAUCGCCGAAUUAGAACGGGAGUAUAAUUCAUCAACAUAUGUUUCAAAAUCACGACGAUGGGAAUUGUCGCAAUUGAUCAACUUAUCGGAACGACAGAUCAAAAUAUGGUUCCAAAAUCGCCGUAUUAAAGCCAAAAAAAUUAUCAAGAGAGAUGACGUCACUACAAUUUCACACAUGGGAAUGCCACAGCCAUCUUGAAAUUUAAUCGGCAUACUUACAAAAAAAUUGAACAAUCGGACUAAUUAAAGGGACGUUCCUGAAGCGCCCGUGAUUUGGGUAUAAUUUCUGUGGUGUCUCUUUUAUGCACCAUCUUGCAUAAAACGAAAGUAGCUACAUAUGACACUACAAUUUCUUAUCAAUGAAUGCCUUAACUAUCUUGAAAUUGAAUCGAUGUUUUUGUUAAAAUAUCAACAAAAAAAAACCAAGAAAAAACUUUUACCAAGACGGUUUAGGUGUCAUUUGUAUGAUGUUCUUGCAUCAAAUAUGAUUCGAAGAGAAGCGCUGAUGAAUGCAACAAGAGGAUUGAAUGGCUAUGAAAUUCACCAAAAUACAGUAACCUUAUUCUGCUGGUUUGAUGAUGCUACCUUCGUUUCUGGUUUUUUUUAUACAUUUUAUAAAAGGCCCGAAUACGUUCAGGGAAAUAAAUUCUCGAAAUAACAAACGUGAGAAACUCAAUCCUUUCUUUAAUCAAAUUAUUGUUUGAAAUAUUCAAGUACAAAUUAUGGCAAUGUGUCUCGCAACUGCAAUAUCUCGUGUAGUGUGUCAAUAUUAUGAAAUCCCCAGCCCCACACAAAGAUCCCCUCCAUUAUUUGUAUUUGUAUUUCUUCAAUCGAAGCAGGACUCUUUGGUUGAUUGUGAUUGGUCGAUGGACGACUCGCGGCGUAUGAAUAUUUCCUUGGCAUCAAUAGUAUUUAUUAAGGUAACUAAAAUUUAUAAUUAAUCAAUCUGCAUAGAUAUUUUGUUCGGCAAUGUCUAUGAAAACCAUAAACGACUGUCAAAAUUGUGAUAAGUAUUAUGAUACAAGGUUGAUAUUUAUCGGUUAUUCAAUGGCGAUUUGAAAAUGGUUGAAUUCAACAUCAUAAUUAUUUAACCUUGGUCAAAUCUCCAAAGAACAACCUUUGAGGUUUUAAUAAGGCGUGUUUAUCACAUAAUUGGAACAUGGCAGACAUAUUCGAUAAUAAACUAUUUGUUAAAUGAACAUU
Molecule: messenger RNA, 2008 nt
Organism: Patella vulgata (common limpet)
Lineage: Eukaryota; Metazoa; Mollusca; Gastropoda; Patellidae
Product: homeobox protein Hox-D12a
Exons: 2
Coding region: 228-1004 (258 amino acids)
Biological process (GO): regulation of transcription by RNA polymerase II
Cellular component (GO): nucleus
Molecular function (GO): DNA-binding transcription factor activity, RNA polymerase II-specific; RNA polymerase II cis-regulatory region sequence-specific DNA binding
Source: RefSeq, a predicted model, not a curated record